AUGACUAUACCACCUGAAGCACAAAAACAAUUGAGAGAACAAAUUUUAUUGUCUGUACAAAAUGAACAAUCAACUAAUAUCAGACUUAAAAUAUGUGAUGUUGUUGCUGAAGUUGCAAGAAAUUUAAUUGACGAUGAUGGUAAUAAUCAAUGGCCAGAAUUUUUACAAUUUUUAUUUCAAUGUGCUAAUGGACCAGUACCAGCACUCAAAAAAAGUGCACUACGUAUAUUUACAUCUGUACCAGGUGUAUUUGGUAAUCAACAAGCAAGUUAUCUUGAUCUAAUCAAGCAAAUGUUGCAACAAUCAAUAUUGGAUUCAUCAAAUUAUGAGGUACAAUUUCAAGCUGUUAGAGCACUUGGUGCAUUUAUAAUAAUUCAUGAAAAAGAAUCAAAUAUACAAAAACAUUUUGUUGAAUUAUUACCACCAAUGUUACAAGUUACAAUAAAAUCAGCUGAAAAUGAAGAUGAUGAAGCUUUAUUAAAAGUAUUAAUUGAUCUUGCUGAAUCAACACCAAAAUAUUUACGUUCACAACUUGAACAAAUAAUGGAAAUGUGUAUGAAAAUAUUUUCAAAUGAAGAUAAAGGUGAUUCAUGGAGACAAUUAGCACUUGAAGUUAUUGUAACAUUAUCUGAAACAGCACCAGCAAUGGUUAGAAAAGUUGGUAGUAAAUAUAUUGCUGCACUUGUAUUAAAAAUGAUGACUGAUGAUGAUGAUAGUAAUACUCAUCCACGUGUACGUUAUGCAACUUGUAAUGCUGUUGGACAAAUGUCAACUGAUUUUGCUCCAAUAUUAUAUUAUAUAUUAAAAAUGAUGACUGAUCUUGAUGAAGAUGAAACAUGGAGUGUAUCUGAUGAAAUUAUUGAUGAUGAUAAUGAUAGUAAUACUGUUGUUGCUGAAUCAGCAUUAGAUCGUUUAUCAUGUGGUCUUGGUGGUAAAACAAUGUUACCUCAUAUUGUUCAAAAUAUACCAACAAUGUUGAAUAAUAAUGAUUGGAAAUAUAGACAUGCUGCACUUAUGGCAAUAUCAGCUGUUGGUGAAGGUUGUCAUAAACAAAUGGAAGCUAUUCUUGGACAAAUUAUGGAAGGAAUUAUUCAAUAUUUACAAGAUCCACAUCCACGUGUACGUUAUGCAACUUGUAAUGCUGUUGGACAAAUGUCAACUGAUUUUGCUCCAAUAUUUGAAAAAAAAUUUCAUGACAAAGUUAUACCUGAUCUUUUAAUGGUACUUGAUGACAAUGCUAAUCCACGUGUACAAGCACAUGCUGGUGCUGCACUUGUUAAUUUUAGUAAAGAUUGUCCAAAAAAUAUAUUGACUCCAUAUUUAAAUGCAAUUAUGGAAAAAUUACAAAAUAUAUUAACAGCUAAAUUUCAAGAAUUAGUAUCAAAAGGUACAAAACUUGUUUUAGAACAAGUUGUUACGACAACAGCAUCAGUUGCUGAUACAUAA
Molecule: messenger RNA, 1446 nt
Organism: Aphidius gifuensis
Lineage: Eukaryota; Metazoa; Arthropoda; Insecta; Hymenoptera; Braconidae
Product: importin-5-like
Exons: 6
Coding region: 1-1446 (481 amino acids)
Biological process (GO): protein import into nucleus
Cellular component (GO): cytoplasm; nucleus
Molecular function (GO): nuclear import signal receptor activity
Source: RefSeq, a predicted model, not a curated record